Staurois parvus is the source of this 148-nucleotide messenger RNA. Lineage: Eukaryota; Metazoa; Chordata; Amphibia; Anura; Ranidae. The record is from the annotation of a GenBank genome assembly.
CAUUUGGGGGAUAUCUGUACCGUCCUGACAUUUGGGGGGGAUUUGUGCCGUCCUGACAUUUGGGGGGAUUUGUACCGUCCUGACAUUUGGGGGGAUUUGUGCCGUCCUGACAUUUGGGGGGGAUUUGUACCGUCCUGACAUUUGGGGG